AUGACGAACAUCCAGCGAGGUGGAAAAGUCAUAGCAAUGGCUCCGAUGAGCCAGCUGCAGGACGCAAAGUGUCCCGAGGACGACUGGACUGGUCUCCGCGACCGAGCCGAGAGGCGGAAGAGACAGAACCGACUCAACGUGAGGGCCCACCGCAGACGGAAAGCUGCUGGUUUACACAGCACAGCAGACUCGACUGCCGUCAUUGUCCCACCCACGCGGACGGAACAGACCGUUGUUCGCCGGAAAACACGCCAAAGCCCGAAUUCCGCUGCCGUGAUAAUCACCACCACGUCAGCCGCCAACUCUGCGUUAACACUGCCUAUUGCAUGUGACCUGUCCGGACGUCCCGUCCGCCCAGCCUUCUCCUUCCCCUUAUCGAGAGAUCACCUCAUUUCCAUCAUCGAGCUCAACGUCUACCGCGCCUCCCUGACCAACAUCUACAUCCUCGGGGCGUACAGCCUCCUUUGUGACUCAGAAUGCGGAUACGCCGUUAACAACUCCGAGCCCCCCUUGUUUCCAUGGGCUGGCUACCAGCCCUCCGGCAAUAUCCCGGAGUCCCUGAGGCCGACGCCGCUCCAGCGGAGCACCCCUCAUGAGGUGUGGAUAGACAUACUCCCGUCAGCCAGGAUGCGGGACAACGCAAUCGUCGCGGUGGCCGAGGGCAGGCUGCGCAAUGAGGACUUGUGUGCGGACAUCCUGAGGGGCAUCUGUGGAGAGGGCAAGGGUUGUGGAGAGGACAAGGGGCGGGAUUGGACUGUUCGGAUCGUGGCUGGCUCCGGUGGUGGUGGUGAUGAUGAUGCUGUAGAUGAGGCACGGCUGAUAGUCUGGAAAGACCCGUGGGAUCCCAGCGGGUGGGAGGUCACGGAGGGCUUUUUGAGGAAGUGGGGAUUUCUGCUCCGGGGUGAUGGCGAGGAUGAUAUGGUGAGGGCGACGAACCGAUGGCGGGCUUUGAGAGGGGAAGACCCCAUCGUCUGGGAGGUUGAGUGA
This is a messenger RNA of Diaporthe citri, 987 nucleotides long. RefSeq lists its product as uncharacterized. The transcript has a single exon. NCBI's taxonomy places the organism in Eukaryota, Fungi, Ascomycota, Sordariomycetes, Diaporthales, Diaporthaceae. The coding region runs from base 1 to 987 and encodes 328 amino acids. The record is from RefSeq and is a predicted model, not a curated record.